AUAUUUAUCACAUUUUAAGUACUUAGAUCUGACUAUGAAUGACAAGUAAUAAAUCAAUUGCUGAGUGAUCUUUCAUAAUGAACAAUAUGGUAGAGGAGAGAUUCGAGACCAACUAUGAACAGCACGAGACCAUCGGAAAAGGUCCAUUCAGUUUUGUGAGACGUUGCACUCAUCGAAGAUCAAAACUCCAGUACGCUGUUAAAAUCGUCGACGUGGCAAAGUUUACUGGAAGUCCUGGACUUACUGCCCACGAUUUGAAGAGAGAAGCGACAAUAUGUCACAUGCUGAAACAUCCUAACGUUGUUGAACUCUAUGAAGUUUACAGCGAGGAAGGAUUGCUGUACAUGGUCUUCGAAUACAUGGACGGCGCUGAUCUUUGCUUCGAAAUCGUGAAACGAGCGAACAUGGGAUUCGUCUACAGCGAAGCCGUUACAAGUCACUAUAUGAGCCAAAUUCUAGACGCUCUUCGCUACUGUCAUGAAAACAACGUUGUCCAUAGAGACAUAAAGCCUCACUGUGUGCUUCUCGCUACGAAAGAAAAUUCAGCUCCAGUCAAACUUGGAGGUUUCGGACUUUCAAUUCAAGUUGAUGAUGAUGGGUUUGUUACAGGAAGUGUUGGGACACCUCAUUUCAUGGCUCCUGAGGUUGUCAAAGGAGAACCGUACGGUAAACCAGUAGAUAUAUGGAGUUGCGGUGUCAUGCUUUUCAUUUUAGUCAGCGGAAGUUUGCCGUUCUAUGGAACUCGGGAAAGACUUUACGACAGCAUAAAGAAAGGCAAAUUUCAUAUGAAUCCAAAACAAUGGGACGCGAUCAGCGAACCGUGUAAAGAUUUAGUUCGUCGUAUGUUGACCCUUAACCCCAACGAACGAAUCACAGUUUUCGAAUGUUUAAAUCAUCCCUGGAUUCGAGAACGGGAUCGGUACGCUCCGAGGAAACAUCUCGCGGACUCGAUCGAACAAUUAAAGAAAUUUAACGCAAGGAGAAAACUGAAGGGUGCUGUCUUAGCUGCUGUGUCAAGUAUGAAGUGUACGUCAUUUUAUAGUGAUCCGCCACUAGAGGGAGACAAUGCACAGCUUUUUGAAGAGCAAGACCCAACGUCAUCAGGUGCUGUUGCCAACGUACUCGAUAGUCUCGAAGAAAUCCACGCAUUAUCAGACGGAGCCGACAAUGAUUUAGAAUUUCUACAGAGCCUGCUGGAUGAUAAAGCUCUUCAUAGCAUGCUGGAGCUGUAUGACAGAAUCAACACCAGAUCCAAAGACUUAGAGCCGUCAUCGAGCGUAAUUCAACUAUUAAAGGACGCACUGUCAGGGAUGCCAGAACAUGACCAAGCCACAAUGGAAUUCAGGAACGUGAUACUGCAGCCCCAUAUGAUGGGUCUCCUUCAGGCUCAUGAUGUGGUAUCUCAUGAGGUAUACAGUUCCCCUGCACUUAUGGGUGAACAUGAACCCCAGAACGGAUUCCAAAAUGGGCCCCCAGAUCCCGAAGAAAUUGAUGGACAAGAUGAUGCUUCUGUGACCAGAGUAAGACUUGUUCAAUUCAUGAGGAAAACUGGAGAACCAUUGGGUAUAACACUGAAAAUUAAUGAAGAGGGUCAUUGUAUGGUUGCCAGAAUAUUACAUGGUGGAAUGAUACACAGACAAGGUACCCUCCAUGUUGGAGAUGAAAUUCGUGAAAUAAACAGUGUGAAUGUGGCAAACCAGACGAUUGAUUCUCUACAGAAAAUGCUGAAAGAACUUCGCGGCAACAUAACUUUCAAAAUUGUCCCGAGUUACCGAAACCAGCCACCAUCCUGUGAGCUGCCUAAUGGACAUGCUGGAGACGUUUAUAAGCAGAUCUACGUCCGAGCCCAGUUUGACUAUGAUCCAAUGAAUGACGAGCUGAUUCCUUGUCGAGAGGCCGGCAUCUCAUUCAGAACCGGAGAUAUACUACAGAUAAUCAGCAAAGAUGAUCACAACUGGUGGCAAGCCCGUGUCAUAAACAUUCCAGAUUCAGCGGCCGGAUUAAUCCCAUCACCAGAGCUUCAAGAAUGGAGGGUGGCGUGUAUGGCUAUGGAACGAGCGAAAGCGGAACACCAAGGAAGCUCAUGGUUUGGGAAAAAGAAAAAACAACAAAAGGAUAAAUAUCUGGCGAAGCAUAAUGCUGUUUUUGAUCAACUGGACUUGAUGACGUACGAAGAAGUUGUUAAAAUACCUUCAUUUGCCAGGAAAACUCUUGUUCUUCUAGGCGCUCAUGGAGUUGGGAGACGCCAUAUUAAAAAUACGUUGAUAACGACGCAACCUAGUAGAUUCAGCUAUCCUAUCCCUCAUACAACUCGGCCACAGAGGGCGGAAGAGAUCCAAGGAAAGAAUUAUUAUUUUGUCACCCAAGAAGAGAUGAUGGAAGACAUCAAGAAUAACCAUUAUUUGGAGUAUGGAACGCACGAGAGCGCCCUCUAUGGGACAAAACUCGAUACAAUUCGCAAAAUUCAUAACGAAGACAUGAUCGCAAUAUUAGAUGUCGAGCCACAGGCUCUGAAGAUUCUUCGUUCUGCUGAAUUUGCUCCGUUUGUAGUUUUCAUCCAAGCACCAAGUCUCAAUGUUGGGGGAAGCGAGUUGCCACCGUGGUGUGAGCAUUUACCUGACGAAAGCCUUGUUCGACUUCAAAACGAAUCGGAAACGUUGCGGGAAUCGUAUCAACAAUGUUUUGAUUUGACAAUUGUGAAUAAUGAUAUAGAUGAUACCAUUGAUAAAUUAAGGAGAGCCAUUGACGAAGUAUGCACAACUCCACAAUGGGUUCCAGUAUCCUGGGUUUAUUAAUUAGAACUGAUUGUUUGAGCUUAAGAAGUAAUUCAAUAUAUGUUGUUUGUGUCAGCUACCAGGGUCAGGACUGGAAUAAAAUCAUUGCUUCUUGGAAAAAUUGGAAAUGGUUCAAGAAAAUUCGCUGCAGGAAAUUUGUCCGCAUAGGAAAAAUCGAUGUAUGAAAAAUCGCCUUAUUUUAAAAAGAUUCGUUAUUUAAGAGCACACCUUAACCCAAACUCUAUAAACUGUUUUAAAUCAAUUCAUUGCUUCAUGGGAAAAUUGGAAAUGGUUCAAGAAAAUUCGCCGCAGGAAAUUUGUCCGCAUAGGAACAUCGAUGUAUGAAAAAACGCCUUAUUUUAAAAAGAUUCGGUAUUUGAUAGCACACCUUAACCCAAACUCUAUAAACUGUUUUAAAUCAAUUCAUUGCUUCAUGGGAAAAUUGGAAAUGGUUCAAGAAAAUUCGCCGCAGGAAAUUUGGUCGCAUAGGAAAAAUCGAUGUAUGAAAAAUCGCCUUAUUAUUUAAAGCAUACCUAACCCUAUAAACCUAACAGUUUUAAUGACAAAUACUUAUUUUUAGACAAAAUGCUUUUGCGAUUUUUCUAUGCUGCGAAAUAUCCUACGGCGAAUUUUCCGGACAUGAUUGGAAAUAAUCUUCAACUAACUAAUGUUUUUCACAUUCCUGUUUUUAAUAAGGAUGAAGAGCCACUGAUACAAAGGAAGUUACUGUUAUUUUUAGCCAGGGAAUGGUCUUUUCUUUUCUCUAUAGCUUUCCGUUUCUUGAGCAAGGUUUCCCAAACUGGGGUCAGCAGACCCCUGGGGGUUCGUGAUAAGUUCACAGGGGGUUCGUAACUAUAUGGAAAUGAUCUGGAACAUAAUCUUGUCGAAUUACCAUUAGCCUGCCAGUAUUCAAAGUUUGCAUUAAGUAUGUAUUAAUUCAAAUUUUCGUGAGAUUUAUUCGCAUUAUCCUUCGUCGUUGGUUAAGUGCAUGAAUCGAUACGGCAUAGGAUGGGAGUCCGUCAAAUAUAAGAUUUACAAACAGGGGUUGCCGCCCAAAAAAGUUUGGGAAACUCUGUUCUAAAGUACCCUUCAGUAUCUAGGUAACCUCCGCUGCUCAUAAGAAGGCAUAACAAACGGGUAUUAAUAAGCACAGAGAUACUACGUUUCUUGUAAGUUCAUACAUCUGAAAACAAAUAACUGGCAAACUAAUUCCAUUACCCGACAUUGAUUGGUAACUGGAUGAGAGGCCGUGGUUCACCGUAUUAUUAAGCUUCCUUAUCGGUUUUCCUUUCCCCCGGGAUAAAUGUGUUAUUCUUCUCCUAAGUUUUGUCAUUGUCGCCCAAUUUGUUGCAUUCGGCGUGAAGUCGUAGUUACGGUCUUUGAACCCAAAUCUUCUACGAAUUUGUUGAAUCGAGAAUAUUAACUCCACUUUGAAAAAUAUGACUCUGACAUCAAGAAUUCUUGGCGCUCCAGAGGUAUUUGUACCAAUAUGGAGGUAACUAAUUUUGUUCGCCUACUUUACAUCAAGUUGUGUAAGAGGACGGAAACUUAUCGGCAGGGGGUAUAUUCACUUGGCUAACACAGACAGUCCCCGAACUCGUGAUAGAACUAAAAAAAGAAAGAUCGGAAUAAAAUAAUGGCCUAACCCUAACCUGGUACACAUACUACGGGAGUACCAAAUGCUCUGUGUAAUCUGGUGCGACCUUUGACCCUCUACUACCUCUAGACUCAAACGUCUGCGAUAACAAGCCAGACUUUACUUAAGUUAAGACACCAUUAGUCCCCACUGAUGUCAUGAUUCAGAUAUAAUAUAACCAUCUUAAUAAUCCAAUCAAUAACAUGAAAUUUAACUUAUUAUUAUUAAUUCUGAACCUGAAAAUGCAAAAUCUGCAAAUAUUUAUAGAUCUUUCAUAUUAGCCAUUAAGUGCACCAAAGUCUCCCUAUUAUUGCUGAUCAGCCAAUCUAUUGUUUUUUUUUCAAAUAUAUGAAAUCUGACAUCUAUUUGAUUAUUGAAAAAUAGCAAAAAAUUCUGAAUUCAUAAUCUGCGAUGCCUUGCUGUCUUCAUGUGUUUAUCGAAUCAGCCAUUAGGUGCACCAAAGUCUCUUUAUAAUCACUGAUCAACCUAUCUACUGUUUUUUAUUCAAAUAUAAGAAAUCUAACAAUUAUUAUUA
Molecule: messenger RNA, 4945 nt
Organism: Styela clava
Lineage: Eukaryota; Metazoa; Chordata; Ascidiacea; Stolidobranchia; Styelidae
Source: RefSeq, a predicted model, not a curated record